UUCUUGUUCUUGUACUUAAUAACAAUACAAAUCAAUAGGACCGUUCAUUUAAAAUUGAUCUCGACCAUUGGCUUUUCUAAUUCUCUUUGCUACUUUGCUACGGAGCUCAAGGAGUUUCUUUUCCUUACGUCGCUGCUGCAAGGUGCUCAGGUUACUAUUUUAGUUUUUUCAUUCUUCAUUCCCUUCAUUUUCAUGCUAAUUUCUCUCAAUCCGUUCGACUUUCUUUCACCUCCUUCUCAAUUUCUUUCUCUCCCGCUCUCUAUUAAUUUGGCCAUAAUUGCAACGUCAUCACAACACUCAUGGAGUCAUGGGACCUUCGAAUUGAUUCUUUCCCGUAUUUUACCAUAUUUCUUCCAUCGCAAUUUGCAAUGUUACACAUGGAAGAGAAUGUUUAAUUUGCACCCACGCCAAAUCGUUCAAGAGGUACCUUCUCCACAAGGAAAAUGAUGUAUGGCGCAGAUGGAAAGAAAGGUAAUGAACAUGUAGCUGCACCACAUCCUUCACACAAAACCGGAAAGACACCUGCUGCUAUUCAGAAAACUCCAAAAUCAGGAGGUUCUCAUCAAUGCAAGGACUGCAUUAGGUAAAAGGGUUAAAACACAAACAUGUAGCUGCACCACAUCCUCCAUUGAGUACUGAUGUUAUUUCACUGAAUUUGUUUGUGGUGGUGUUGAAACUAUCAUUUGGUGGAUUAGAAAGGCUGAUGGGCUUCCUUCUAUGCUCCAUCUAUGUUGUUAAUCGUGUUAUUUGUGAGAAGAUUAAGAAGCCUUGCUACCGGAGUAGUUCUUUGGACCUAUGGCUGCAAGAAACUAGAAGGUUGGGGAUCCUUUUUUCUUUAGAGAAAUGGAAAAGUUAUUUUGUGGAUGUCAAAGUUACUAAAAGGGUAUAUUUGGGCUUUAAAGUUAACUUUUAGAGUUGUUUGAGUCAAAAAAUAGAUCAAGGGUAUAUGUACUCUAUCACUCUAGGGUGUAUCAUUGAGGGAUAUUUUUGUUUCUUAUCCCUACGUAAAAACAUAAAGAUCCCUUAAUCAACUAUUCAACUACCACCACUUAUUUUCUUAUUGGAUUUUGCUUCAGGACUUUUGCCUCUGAAAGUUGUUUGGGUUCUCACUCAAAAGAAAAGCAUAGUGCUUCAAAAGAAAAGCAUAGUGCUGGAAAGUGAAUUUGAAGUUUUGAACCCACCCAGUAACAGGAGUAUUUAUAGGAAGUCAAAGAGUUUUCGUUGUUGCUGUGGUUAUAAUGUUAAUAGAGAGACGGUUCAGUAUGUUUUGGUUCCACUAGCUCCCUUUGUUAGUUGUAAGUUUUUUAAUAUAGAGGGUAAUCUUUUAGAUUAAGUUUUGUUUUAAGAUAUUUGAUACAGAUGGAACACAGAUUCAAAAAAUAGUGAUUAAUUUUUUCUUAAUUUUCACAAAAUUGCAUCAAAACUCUCGCACAAUCCCCAUGACCAAACAUACCAAACUCUAGAUCCCAAACAAACUCAAACUCCCCAUUCCUUUGAGCCGAAUUUAAUUGAAAAACCCUAAUUUUUGUUUUCAUCUCUCCACUAAUCUCAAAUCUCACCCCCAAACAAAAACAAAACAUCCAAACAAAGAUGACAUGAGAACACUAGGGACAGUGCUCGAACUAAGUAGGGGGGAGUCAGUCAUUUGGUAUGUACUCAUUCUUUCCAGCUUGAACUUGCAUUAUCCUUAAAAAACAGACAAAGAAAAAAAUGCUAGUUAGGUUGAAAAUCCAAAAUUGGGCAAUCAAAGCAAAAGUGGCUAAAAUGAGUGAGUUGGGAGAAAGAAAAAAAAGAGAGGCUAGGAUGAAAACCUGAAAAAGCUCUUAGGCAGAAUGAGAGAAUGAGAGGAAAUUUCAUCCGGAUUUAUACAAGAACUCAUUUCACUUGGGAGUUUUUGGGAUGCAGUCAGUGAAAAGAAUAAUUGUUCUUGAAGAUCAUGAAGACCCUCUUUCUUUGUAAAUUGAGGAUGAUUGAAAAACUGAACAUGUUAUUCUUUUGAAUUUAUUUGUUCUGUGGAUUGUGAACUGUUGUGUUGGCUUUUACUCGAGGACGAGCAAAUGGACUAAGUAGGGGGGAGUUUGAUAGUAUAGAAUUGUUAUUGUUUAUUUUUGUAAUUUUAACUAGUUUUUGUUAGUUCUAGUUGUGGAAAUUAUACACUUUUGGUGUAAUACUUUAUUUUCAUAUUUAUUUGUAAAUUGUUUAGAUUAGGACUUUUCUAAGCUAAACAGGUCAAAGAUCAUCAAAAGGAUCAAGAUUGGACCUCAAAAGAUCAAGGAAAGUGCAAGGAGACAAGAAAGAUUUCGAUUUGGGUAAAAUACUCUUAUACCCGGUCGGGUAUAAACAAUACCCGAUCGGGUAUUUGCUUGAUUCGAUUGUCCAAAUCAAAUCUGAGGACAAAUGAACGUGGGAGCAAGAUUUCGUAAAAGAUUUGUCACAUACCCGAUCGGGUAUGCCGACAUACCCGGUCGAGUAUGCCCAGAAAAGUGACUUUCUGGGAAAUUUCCUAAGAUACCUGAUCGGGUAUUCUAUAUACCCGGUCGGGUAUCAGACCUUGCAGCUCCCAAAAGCCUAUCAAUACACCCCUUUCCUACACAAUAAAAACACCAAUUCACAUAUACUUCUUAGCUCAGUUUAGACAAGCCCUUUCUUUAUAUUUUCUUCAUGUUUAGUCUCCAAAUGAGGAGCUAAGCUCUUCCAUCUUGGUUUUGCUACUUUGAAGCUUAAUGAAUUUGUAAGUUGUGAGUUAUUUUCUUUAAUCUUCUUCCUUGAAUAUUAAUUAUUUCCUAUUCAUAUUCCAUAUUAAUAUUUUGAGCAUUACUUAAAGGAUCAACUAGUUUUGUUUCAUAUAUUAAUUAUUACUAGAAUCAAUC
Molecule: messenger RNA, 2870 nt
Organism: Cuscuta europaea
Lineage: Eukaryota; Viridiplantae; Streptophyta; Magnoliopsida; Solanales; Convolvulaceae
Source: the annotation of a GenBank genome assembly